Molecule: messenger RNA, 1292 nt
Organism: Propithecus coquereli (Coquerel's sifaka)
Lineage: Eukaryota; Metazoa; Chordata; Mammalia; Primates; Indriidae
Gene: PYCR2
Product: pyrroline-5-carboxylate reductase family, member 2
Exons: 7
Coding region: 167-1129 (320 amino acids)
Biological process (GO): L-proline biosynthetic process
Molecular function (GO): pyrroline-5-carboxylate reductase activity
Source: RefSeq, a predicted model, not a curated record
UCCAGUGUGAGGGAGUUCCUCCAGGCCCCGCCCGGAAGCCGCUCGGAACUGCUGGUCCUCGGCGCGCUGUUGGCGGGCCCCAGCACAGUCCGCCGUCUGUUAGUGGUAUCUCCGGGCCCGCGCUGAGCGGUUUCUUGCGGCUGCCAGGAGAAGUGAACCGGGAACCAUGAGCGUGGGCUUCAUCGGCGCCGGCCAGCUGGCCUGUGCGCUGGCGCGCGGCUUCACGGCCGCAGGCAUCCUGUCAGCUCACAAGAUAAUGGCCAGCUCCCCAGAAAUGGACCUGCCCACGGUGUCCGCGCUCAGGAAGAUGGGCGUGAACCUGACGCGAAGCAACAAGGAGACAGUGAGGCACAGUGACGUCCUGUUCCUGGCCGUGAAGCCGCACAUCAUCCCCUUCAUCCUGGAUGAGAUUGGGGCUGACGUGCAAGCCAGGCACAUUGUGGUCUCCUGUGCAGCCGGUGUCACCAUCAGCUCUGUGGAGAAGAAGCUGAUGGCAUUCCAGCCAGCCCCCAAAGUGAUUCGCUGCAUGACCAACACGCCUGUGGUUGUGCGGGAGGGCGCCACAGUGUAUGCCACCGGCACCCAUGCCCUGGUGGAGGAUGGGCAGCUCCUGGAGCAGCUCAUGAGCAGCGUGGGCUUCUGCACCGAGGUGGAAGAGGACCUGAUCGACGCCGUCACAGGGCUUAGCGGCAGCGGGCCUGCCUACGCGUUCAUGGCCCUGGACGCCUUGGCUGAUGGGGGGGUGAAGAUGGGCCUGCCGCGGCGCCUGGCAGUCCGACUGGGGGCUCAGGCCUUGCUGGGAGCUGCCAAGAUGCUGCUGGACUCGGAGCAGCAUCCAGGCCAGCUCAAGGACAAUGUCUGCUCCCCUGGGGGAGCCACCAUCCAUGCCCUGCACUUCCUAGAGAGUGGGGGCUUCCGCUCUCUGCUCAUGAAUGCGGUUGAGGCCUCCUGUAUCCGAACGCGAGAGCUGCAGUCCAUGGCUGACCAAGAAAAGAUCUCCCCAGCUGCCCUUAAGAAGACCCUCCUGGACAGAGUAAAGCUGGAAUCCCCCACAGUUUCCACACUGGCCCCCUUCAGCCCAGGGAAGCUCCUCACAAGAAGCUCAGCCCCAGGAGGCAAGAAGGACUAAGGCAGCCUCUACCCUCCUCUCUGUGAUCCAGAGCCCUCGAUUGAGGGGCCUUGGCCCCCGUCGCCCCUCCCCAGCCAGCUGUGUGAGGACAGGGCAGGCUCAAGUAGUUUUUUUUUUCCGAUCCUUGUGAUAAAACCUCCUUAAAUCUGAUCAGACCAAGCAA